GCUCUGAGGGUGUGGACGUCCCACAGUACUGAAUCUACAGGAUACAACCAUAGACGGUAUGAGGCAACUGUAAACUUCUUUAACUGUAUAAUAUUGCCAUUGGUGAAUAUACCAGUGCCUGUCUAAUUGUGUCCCGGAUGAGGGACUGAUGCUGGCCAGGAAUUGGCUUAACCACUCAGGUCAUCAGCCUAAGUUUAAUUCUGCAUCUGCUUUCACGGGUGCAUCAUAAGAGAAGAAGAUUACACCAACAAAAUGGAUGAUAUUUUCACGCAGUGCCGGGAAGGCAAUGCAGUGGCAGUUCGCUUGUGGCUGGACAACACAGAGAACGACCUCAAUCAAGGAGAUGACCAUGGCUUCAGCCCUCUUCACUGGGCAUGCAGGGAGGGCCGCUCCAAUGUGGUGGACAUGCUCAUCAUGAGAGGAGCACGCAUUAACGUCAUGAACCGAGGAGAUGACACGCCUCUGCACCUGGCUGCCAGCCAUGGACAUCGCGACAUUGUGGGAAAGCUGAUUCAGUGCAAAGCAGACACCAACGCAGCCAAUGAACACGGGAACACGCCACUGCAUUAUGCCUGCUUCUGGGGCCAAGAUGAAGUGGCUGAGGACCUUGUGAAUAAUGGGGCUCUGGUGAGCAUCUGUAACAAAUAUGGGGAAAUUCCCCUGGACAAAGCCAAACCUCACCUGCGAGAACUCUUAAGAGAAAAGGCUGAGAAAAUGGGACAGAACUUGACUAAAAUCCCCUUCAAGGACACAUUCUGGAAAGGCACAACCAGAACUCGACCCCGCAAUGGCACUUUGAACAAACAUGCAGGCGUUGACUACAAACAGCUCUCUCUGCUUGCUAAAAUAAAUGAAAACCAGUCUGGAGAGCUGUGGCAAGGACGUUGGCAAGGAAAUGAAAUUGUUGUGAAAGUGCUAAAAGUUCGUGACUGGACCACAAGGAAGAGUCGAGACUUUAACGAGGAGUAUCCCAAACUCAGGAUAUUUUCCCACCCAAAUGUCCUACCUAUGUUGGGAGCAUGCCAGUCUCCUCCCGCCCCUCACCCCAUCAUCAUCACACACUGGAUGCCUUAUGGCUCCCUGUACAACGUGCUGCAUGAAGGCACCAAUUUUGUGGUGGACCAGACACAGGCAGUCAAGUUUGCUCUGGACAUUGCUUAUGGGAUGGCCUUCUUGCACACACUUGAACCCAUGAUCCCUCGCCAUUAUCUCAACAGCAAGAGCGUAAUGAUCGAUGAAGACAUGACAGCGAGGAUCAGCAUGGCAGAUGUCAAGUUCUCCUUUCAGUGUCCUGGCAGGAUGUACUCGCCUGCAUGGGUGGCCCCUGAGGCACUGCAGAAGAAGCCGGAAGAGAUCAACCGUCGCUCUGCUGACAUGUGGAGCUUUGCUGUCCUGCUGUGGGAGUUGGUGACCAGAGAAGUGCCAUUUGCUGACCUGUCCAACAUGGAGAUAGGCAUGAAGAUUGCCUUGGAGGGUUUGAGGCCUACCAUACCCCCGGGUAUCUCGCCACACAUUUGCAAGCUCAUGAAGAUAUGCAUGAACGAAGACGCAGCUAAGAGGCCUAAAUUUGAUAUGAUUGUGCCAAUUCUGGAAAAAAUGCAGGACAAGUGAAAGACAUUUUUUGCCCUCCCGUCUUUUUUAGCCGAUUGAAUACCUGGUCAUCUUACUCCAGAUGUGACUCAUAUGGUGGUGUGGUGCUUACCAGAAUGGCCUUAAACACAUCUUCUACUGCUGCAUUCAAUGCCACUGUAGCUUCUGCUUCUGAGAUCAGUUCAGAGGCAAUCACUCUUUCUAUUGUGUUAUAAAGUUUAUAUUACCCUUAUUGUCUUUGCCACUGAAAUGCUGAGCUUAGUAUUGACUGUUUGUUUAUCCCCUAAACGUUUAUCAUGUGGACUGAGUACAGUGGGGGGUUUUUUUCUAAUGACUGAAUAACCUGUGGAGGUUAGCAUGAUUGUCUGCUGGUUCAAACCAGUGGCUUUAAGGCCUUAUCCAAAGUGGGCUUACUUUAAAAAGUCAUCCUUCAAGGUUACUGCUUAUCUUAUAAUGAUGGCUUAUAAUUUAAUAAAUAACAGAUUAACCCAAAGCUUGUUUGUGGGAAAGGGUUCAUGUUUGUUGUUUUAGCAGCAACAAACUGUGCGCAAUGAGCAAGCAUGUCAUAGACCUUUAUUUGAAAUGGUUGCUACCCUUAAAUGUUCUGACAUCAGCAGUGUUUUGCCGUUCACCUUGGCUGUGUAGUGAAGAUGAUGAGCUUGGUCAGUCUCAAGCUUUGCUUCCUGACUGCAUCCUGUACAACUUGCAAAUGAAAUAAAACUGGCCUUUUAAGCCUUUACUGUCUUAGGUGCUGCAAAAGUGUGUUGAUAUAACAGUUUGGGGAAUAUAACAUUUAAAAUGCAUUGCAAGAUUUUUGAAACCCUUUAGGGAAUUCUAUUAAAGUAAUUAAUUGCAUCCCUCAUGCUUUCAUUUAAUCUGAACAUUUUUCCUUCUGUUAUUUUUUUCCCAGCUUCUUUAUUUGAAUUCUGUUACCUGUACUGUGGAGCAGAGUAUAGUCAUCCUCUGAUGAGAUGGGAAGUGUUUUCUCCUAAUUCAUUUAAGUGUUAUUUUCAUGUUGAAUAUGGGAAAUCUGUUUUGCAGCUUGUAAUCCCUUGUAUUCUUCAGUCUCAAGAAUCAUUCGUGUUCACACUGUGACGUAUUUCUGUUAACAGGUACAGCUAAACUUUGUUGCAGGAGGAAUGCUCUUAUUUUUAUGGUUCAUAAACUGCUGCCACCGCUUGGAUACUACGGGUGGAAUUUAUUACUUGCAAGCAGUUACAUUGCUUUUUCUAGGUGUUUCAUCUGAUGUUAUUUUGUUUCAUUGUCUGUUUUACGUCUGACUAUAACAAUCUAAUGGGGCAUUUCCUUUAUCUGCAUAAUUUCUGUCUCCUCUCGCUUCCUUGUUUGUGCUGAAUCACAUGGUUGAGGCUGAAUUCAAGAAUGACUUAUACAAAUGUAUGUAUUUAUAUAUGUGUAUAUUAAAGAUUAAACGUAUGGACAA
Molecule: messenger RNA, 3031 nt
Organism: Melanotaenia boesemani (Boeseman's rainbowfish)
Lineage: Eukaryota; Metazoa; Chordata; Actinopteri; Atheriniformes; Melanotaeniidae
Product: integrin-linked protein kinase
Exons: 13
Coding region: 253-1611 (452 amino acids)
Biological process (GO): protein phosphorylation; integrin-mediated signaling pathway; substrate adhesion-dependent cell spreading
Cellular component (GO): focal adhesion; stress fiber
Molecular function (GO): protein kinase activity; ATP binding; protein binding
Source: RefSeq, a predicted model, not a curated record